AUGGAGGGUCGCAUUCAUCCUAAUCCUGAGAAAGCAAAAGAUUUCAUGUCCCAUCGAUUAUUUUGGGAACGUACUGGUUUUAAGGAUCCAUACAGCGCUCAAGAGCAACGAGAAUUUUCCAAAUGUGAUCAUGAAUGUCGAGACGAAAAACACAAUACGAGUGACAAUCCUUCUAAAUCAUAUUGUGAAAUGCCGCUUUUCCACGAUCUCCUUGAUCCAUCGAAAACUCUACCAAAUGAAUGUGGAUAUAUUUCACUUGAUG
Molecule: messenger RNA, 262 nt
Organism: Racocetra fulgida
Lineage: Eukaryota; Fungi; Glomeromycota; Glomeromycetes; Diversisporales; Gigasporaceae
Source: the annotation of a GenBank genome assembly